This is a messenger RNA of Pseudo-nitzschia multistriata, 2375 nucleotides long. The record is from the annotation of a GenBank genome assembly. Lineage: Eukaryota; Bacillariophyta; Bacillariophyceae; Bacillariales; Bacillariaceae.
CGCGACCCAACACGAAACAYCGUGAUUUUCUGUUCCGAAUCCAAUUUUUCCACUGUUCUUCGGCGGAAUCUCAAAGUUCAAGAAUUUCGUGGAGGUUUCGAAGUUCCGGGUUUCUUCAUUCGUGAUCAAGCUUGUCCCGCAUCCAAACCAGAACGGGAUUUGGAWGACAAUUGACUCGAUCGAAUAACCGAAUGGCAUCCAACGAGAAAGCCCGCAAUCAUUUCCUUCUUUGUUACGGCCAAGGACCAGCACGAUGAUUUUUUUCUCGCACGAGUACGAGUACUAGUACGAGUACGAAAACGUUGGUUCUGUUCACCAACAACAAAGCAUCAUUUUUGUGCCUACCGGUAUUUCGUAUUUUGGUACAAAAGGAGUACAGUACCAUACCGUGCGAAGAAUCGAUCCGGAGAAUCGACAGACAAAGAGACAAUCAGGCAGACGAGCGGCCAGAGUCGAAACGAAACGAAACGAAAUACAUACACAGAGAGACAGCAUGACCGGCAGCACCAACGAAGCCCUGGCGGAUGCCUGUUCGGGCGUCGUCGGGACGCUGGUUUCGCUGUGGUGUUUUUAUCCCAUCGAACGGCUGAAAACCAACGUGCAGGCCGGAACCAGCACGGGGUCCUUUUCUUCCUCGUCUUUUUCUUCGCCUGCGUCGGCCUUGUCUUCCACGGAAGAAAUCCUCGAGGUCUUGAAGAGAUCCUUUCGCGGGUGCGGAACCAAGAGCCUGCACGCCACCGCAUCGAGUUUCUGUUAUUUCUAUUUCUACUCGUGGAUCGUUUCCGAUUACCAACGCCGGAGGCGGCGGAAGACGAACGAAAAGGGCGAUCUUCAAAAGGGCACCGGACAAGGACGAGGACAAGGACAAGGACUGGCACCCUCGACGCGUCUGUUUCUGGCGGCGAUCGCGGCGAUGCUCAACACCCUGGUGACCCUUCCCCUGGACGUCUUGUCGUCGCAGCGCACCGUGGGAGCGGACCCCGAAUCGAAUCGGGACGCGACAACGAAAGCCGCCAAUCGGAGAACAGCGGCGGCUUCCCGGCCGAACGAUGCGGGGAAAACAGCACACGGGAACGACUCCGCGGCGCGUGCCCCACCCUCUGGGUCGUCGUCGUCGUCGUCGUCGUCGUCGUCGUCGUCUUUUUCUUCUUCUUCUUCUCCGACGACGACACCCUCGGAACCGUCCGUCGUUGAAUUGGUCUUUCACGAGGCUUGCUCGUGUUCCGAAGACCUGUUCUCUCUCGACGGAAAAACGAACAGCAGGAGCAACAGCAGGAGCAGCAACAGCAACAGCAGCAACAACAGCAACAGCAACAGCAACAGCAACGGCAGCGGGGAACACUGCGGGGAGCAAGACGACGCCAACAACACCAGCCGGUGCAGCAACAACAGCAGCCUCAGCGGAGCGAGCAGCAUGCUGUCCAUCAACGAGGAGUACAGGRCGAGGUGGAACCAGCGCCAGCUGGAGCGCAAUGCCCUCAAAACGCGGAGRCGGCGGCUCCCGCACCGGAUCGAACCGAGGCYKUCCGUGUGGCCGGUGCUGCGGGCCUCGCUKGCCAMRGCCCGGCCGGUCCCGACCCUGCCCAAGAGGUGGUCCGGCCUCUGGAAGGGCCUGGCACCGGCACUCCUGCUGUGCAGCAAYCCGAGCAUUCACUACACCGUCUUUGACGUUCUAAAGAMCAACCUGCUGGCCUGGAAGCGCCAGCGGAAGAACACCGUGGGUGGUGGUGGAAGCCGGCAGCAGCUCUCGGCGUCCGAUGCCUUUGUGCUGGGACUCCUCUCGAAAUUUGUUGCGACCAUCGUGACGUACCCACUCAUCCGUGCCAAGGUCCUGAUGAUGGUCCAGGGCAACAACAACAACAACAACAACAACGACGACGACGCCGACGACGACGACGAUGGCACCGGCAAAGAAAGCACCGGCACAACAAGCAAAGCCAGGAGAUUUGUUUCGUCGAGGUCGAGUUCCUCGCUGCUUUCCGUCCUAGAAGAAUCCUACCACCGGGACGGCGGAAUCAAGGGAUUGUACAAGGGAUGCGACUGGCAGCUGAUCCACACGCUGCUGAAAUCGGCGCUGAUGAUGGCCAUUCGGGAAAAAAUCACCGGGACGUCCCGUWCCUUGUUUCGGGUCGGGGAAGCAGCAUCCCCGUCCUCUUCCUAAGCCAAAGUGGCGGCGGCACGCCAGCGGCAGCUGCAAUUUAGAAUUUGAUUGAUUCGGUGGAACAAGUUGUAGAGCAUCUUAACAUCAUGAUGGUAGUUCUGGCAUUUUACUGUGAAAUGUCUUGCACCAUUGAAUUCUACCUUGUGCUUCCGUGGUAAUUCUCUAUGCCUUUUCUUCUCCACUUUCGGAUSUAGAAUAGAGUUAUGGUAAAUGA